This is a messenger RNA of Clarias gariepinus (North African catfish), 1546 nucleotides long. RefSeq lists its product as uncharacterized. Lineage: Eukaryota; Metazoa; Chordata; Actinopteri; Siluriformes; Clariidae. The record is from RefSeq and is a predicted model, not a curated record. Bases 1 to 1347 code for a protein of 448 amino acids. The transcript is spliced from 5 exons.
AUGAGACCAUUAGUCAGUAUGAAGCUCGAGCUCCUGCUGGUGUUUGUUGUUUUGCUGCUCUGUGUGGAUGGCAGGCCGUUGUCCAACAUGGCGAGGAGGAAGCAUAACAAGCUGCUGCUGAUAUCCUUCGAUGGGUUCAGAUGGAACUACGAUCACGACGUUCAUACGCCCAAUAUGGACCAGUUGGUACUGGAGGGAGUGAAGGCAAAAUAUAUCACGCCACCGAUGAUCACCAUGACCUCUCCAUCGCACUUCACUACUAUAACUGGAAGAUGGAUAGAGGAUCACGGUGUUGUCCAUAACAUGAUGUUCAAUUCCACGACGCUUUUGAAAUUAACUCAUAAGAACACACUGAAACGAUCUGCGUGGUGGGACAACGGGGCUCUGCCUUUAUGGAUAACAGCUCAGAAUCAGGGCCUGAAGACAGCGUCUUACUUCUUUCCCGGAGCUGGAGCGAAUUACAGCGGGCAGGCCGUGGACAGAUCCCUGGUUGAGGCACAAGGCCACGUCGAUGAUAACGAAACUGAGUGGCGGCAGAAAAUCGAUACCGUUAUGGGAUGGUACACCGAAGAGAAUUUCGACUUUGUUACUCUGUACUAUGGAGAACCGGACAACGUGGGCCACAUGGUAGGACCGGAGACCAACGAAAGAAGAAGGAUCAUCGAGCAGAUCGACCGUCUCAUCGGCUACCUCAGGGAGUCAAUCCAGAAAAACAAUUUAGCCGAUCAUCUCAACGUCAUCAUCACGUCUGAUCACGGCAUGACCACCAUUAAGAAAAGUCCGGAGGUGAACGAAAUAAAGCUGUCAAACUACAUAAACUUUGUCAAACUGACUCACUUUGACAUACUGGACUAUGGAGGUUUUGGGAUGAUAAGACCAAGGGACGGGAAGCUCCAGGAGGUUUACGACGCGCUGAAGAACGCACAUCCGAACCUAACGGUCUACAAGAAGGAGGAGAUUCCCGAAAACUUCCACAUAGCUAAAAACAGUCGCAUUCAAGAUAUUGUUCUCAUUGGAGACUUGGGUUUCAACUUGAACACGAGAUACAUAUUCUACGUGAACAAAGGAGACCACGGCUUCAGUAAUCAAGAAAUGGACAUGAAGGCGAUAUUCCGAGCGUUCGGACCUGACUUCAGGAAAAAUUUCUUAGCUGAGCCGUUCGACAGCGUGAGCAUUUACCCGCUGAUGUGCAAGUUGCUGGGUGUAGAUCCAGCUCCACACAACGGCAGUCUCAGCGAUACACAGGCCAUGCUGCUGGAUAAGUCUGAUCCGGGUGGACACGCUGGGAGAAUCCAGACAUCUGUCAGUCUUUUAGUCCUCAUGAUGUUUCUCAUGCUAGUCCUCUGAUCUGCAAAGAUCUAAUAGUUAUUUAAAAGAUUAAAAUGUAAUAAACUAUUUUUUAAAAAUAAGUAAACACUAAACUUUAGUACAUAAAAUGCUGAAAAAGUCUAAUACUAUUUCAUUUUAACAUUGUUUUCAUAUUACAUUCUAAUGUUUUUUAAUCACACAAAACUGUUUUUGAUACAUUAUUAAUGUUAUAAGCAAU